AUGACCCAACCGCCGCCCCAACCGCACCUAACGCCACAAUUCUGUUUCUCGACAGGAUCGCUGAGAGACUUUCUUAGGCUAUCCCGUGCCAGCAUCGACGACUCAAUAACCCAAAACCUCAACGCGCUAGUGACACCUGCUCGAGCCGGGUUCGACCCCGCGUCAACAGCACAACGGACACCGCGCGCAUUCCCACGACAGAUAGACCCCCAGGCGUGCCAGAAUUUCAAGGACCAGACGCUGUUCCCAACAUGGCAUGCUCGCGCAGAGGUCCUGCACUACUGUGGGGUUGUUGCAACUAGUCCUGACCCCGACGAUCCGGAGGCUCUGCUGCGACAGAUCGAGCAGACCAAGGACAAGGAGCGGGUGGUUGAUGAGCGUCUGGACCCCUAUUCGGCGAGGUUCUUCCCACGGGAGCCCCGGACGGAGCAGCUGGCGAUGCUCAUACGACAGGAGAAAGGCGUCGAGAACAUUGUCCGGACGCGGACCUGGGGUAUGGUCAAGCAGAGAUGCGGCGAGUCCGUGGACACAUGGGAAGACGCUCUAGAGGGUUGGCGACGGAGGACCGGCGUGAAGGGAGACGAAUGA
Colletotrichum spaethianum is the source of this 588-nucleotide messenger RNA. RefSeq names its product caffeine-induced death protein 2. NCBI's taxonomy places the organism in Eukaryota, Fungi, Ascomycota, Sordariomycetes, Glomerellales, Glomerellaceae. The record is from RefSeq and is a predicted model, not a curated record. The transcript has 2 exons. The coding region runs from base 1 to 588 and encodes 195 amino acids. Gene Ontology annotation, cellular component: mitochondrion; mitochondrial intermembrane space.